CAAUUUAGUUUAGUAGAGUAAAAAUUUAGAUUUUCAAAGUCGAAUAAAGGGAGUGCUUGGUUGUUGAAACACUGAAAUAAAGUAGGCGGGAGAGCUCUGCUGCACGCAAUCCGAUGGCUUCCGCUCGAGUACUGGAACGGUGCAUCUUCUGCCAGAUUGCCACCGGAAAAGAUCCUGGGACAAGCAUCCUGUUCCAAAACGAACGAAUUUGUAUUUUCAAAGACAUUCGCCCGGCAGCGGACGUGCACCUGCUGGCCAUUCCGGGCCACCACAUCGAGGACGUCCGGUCGUUGUCGGCCAGCGAUAGGUCACUGUUGGAAGAGUUCCGAGCGGAGCUGAGCAACGUCCUACGGGACCAGUUCCAAACCGAUCCGGCCGGUGCCCUGUUCGGGUUCCAUAUUCCACCGUUCACCACGGUGAAACACCUGCACAUGCACGCGAUGACUCCGACCUCCAGUAUGGGGUUCAUAUCGAGGAUGAUUUUCAAGCCCGGCUCGCGGUGGUUUAACACGGACCAAGACGUGCUGGACAAGUACACCCCGUUGUUGGUGGAUGAUCAAACAAAACCAGAAUCCUAGUGAUGGGAGGAUGGUCAAAAGGAAUAAUUUAGCAAAAAAGUUGUCACAAAUUUUUAAUCAAAGGAAUUUGACUGUUUUUAAAGUAUAUUCCAUAAUAGGACGUUUAAAUUUUGCCUAAAGAGGGGAUGUAGAUAUCUUAAUCAAUCAAUUU
Molecule: messenger RNA, 729 nt
Organism: Sabethes cyaneus
Lineage: Eukaryota; Metazoa; Arthropoda; Insecta; Diptera; Culicidae
Product: adenosine 5'-monophosphoramidase HINT3-like
Exons: 3
Coding region: 114-578 (154 amino acids)
Molecular function (GO): catalytic activity
Source: RefSeq, a predicted model, not a curated record